AUGUCCUCUCGACCCACCCCCUCUCCUCCUCACUCCACCACCACAUCAUCUCCUUCUCUGGCUAAGCCCCCGGCUUUCUCGAGCCGCGAGGACUGCUGGUCCAAGGAAGCAAGCCGGACGCUAAUUCAUGCCUGUGUGAAGCACUGGCAGCAGGUCGCUCGCGCCGUCAACGCCUCCUCCCUUAACCUCCGCCGCUCCGACGUCCAGUGCAAGAACCGGAUCGACACCACGAAGAAGAAUACAAGAUCGAGAAGUCUAAGGUCGUCCAAUCCCGAGGCCGCUACGUCUCCUCUUGGCCCCACUUUGAAAGCCUCGACUCCCUCAUCGGCGGCUCCUUCUCCGGUAGCACCAAUCUCAACGCUCACACCAGAAUCCUUCGCCGGCGAGUUUUACCGUCUCCGGAACCUCGCCUCCACCACUUCAUAA
Molecule: messenger RNA, 426 nt
Organism: Striga asiatica
Lineage: Eukaryota; Viridiplantae; Streptophyta; Magnoliopsida; Lamiales; Orobanchaceae
Source: the annotation of a GenBank genome assembly